Messenger RNA from Rhipicephalus sanguineus (brown dog tick), 4655 nucleotides. It is a transcript of the gene dos, whose product is annotated as GRB2-associated-binding protein 1. The record is from RefSeq and is a predicted model, not a curated record. Bases 207 to 2474 code for a protein of 755 amino acids. Lineage: Eukaryota; Metazoa; Arthropoda; Arachnida; Ixodida; Ixodidae. The transcript has 10 exons.
GUUGGCGGUUCCGCGUGGGAAACCGAAAGGACACACGCAGCACGGAAACGCGGAGCAGCAAGGCGCCAAGCAUUCCGGGGAGCCGACGAAAACAGAGCCGACUCGGAACCAUAGAGCAACGGAAAGAGCUCCGGGCUCCACACGGCUCUCCACGCGACGUGAUGUAAGAGUGAAUUUCGAGGAGCCGUCCUUGGAGUUUUGGGGCAAUGGUUCCCUGGAUGCAUCGUCGUCUUCGGGCACCGUUCGACUUGCGCCGCAGCGUAUGCAGGAUCCGCUGUCUGUCGGGUUUAUGGAGGAAGCUCAAGAGCAACAGCAAGAGUCUUCGCACCCAAAACGGUGCCAUGGAGGUAGUCUACGAAGGAUGGCUCGUGAAAUCGCCGCCGGAGCGAAGGAUCCGACGUGCGAAAUGGAGGCGACGCUGGUUUGUCCUGCGACCAUCUGGCCAAGUUCCACAGCAAUAUGUCCUGGAGUACUACACAGACCAGACCUACAGGAAACUAAAAGGCACCAUUGACCUUGACCAGUGUGAUCAGGUUGACGCUGAGCUGGAGGUGGUGACAAAGUCCAAGUUCAUGUUUGACAUCAAGACGUCAAAGCGGACAUACUAUCUCGUCGCCGAUUCUGAAGCCAUCAUGAACAAGUGGGUCGACUGCAUUUGCAAGGUGUGCGGCCUACGCAUGCGGGUCGAAACAGAGGGAGGCUCGGAAGAAACACAAGCUGAGGCAUCAUCAGAACCCGCCAAGCAGUCUUUGCCAAGUGACGAAAGUCCAAUACCUGCUGAGCCCGCACCACCGUCUCUCUCCACAGCUGCGGAGCAUCCAAGCAGCCUUUCAAAUGAUGACUCCAAUCCCUAUAUUCCUAUCAGCGAAUGCAUCACCGGAAAGCCUGUUGGCAACGGACUCCCGCGGUCGUGUCCCGAAUCGAAACUGGUCGACUUUUACGACACCCCGCGUUGCAGCACGGGGCGAACGUCUCCAGACCCCGUUAUGGACGCCAUGUGCCGAAUGCCACGACCUCCGGAGAAGCCAGUGCGGGAGCUGAGCGGUGCCAGUCUUCUCGACUCGACCGUGCCAGCUCCCAAAGUCAACUGGAACACAUAUCCAGAAGAUUCUCCAGCGCCGGGAAUGCCCGCUAGUGGUCAAGCGCUCAACUACGACCCCGUGCCUCCACUGCGACCUACAAGCAGUCGAGAGGACGUCGUUGAGCCGGCCACUUCUCAGAGCAGUAAUGUGUACAACGGGGACACCCUUGGCAGGGCUGGCCUUACCCUGCGUAAAGCGGGUCGUGCUGGAAUGUCCGUGCCUCCUGCACCACUUACCAGGCAGAAUGCCACCGAAGAAUCCUACGACCGGCCACCCGCGGCUCGACCCUCUUCUGCCUGCAAUAACGCAGGCAGUACGGCGGACAUCACAGGCGACGAAGUCAUACCUCCCCGCCCACCAAAACCCGCAAACAUCCGGAUCCGUCCGGUGGCCAGCGGUUACGACGUGCCUCCACCGCCCUCGCAGCAGCCGCGAAUGCCACAGCAAGACUCGUACGACGUACCGCGCUCGGCCGGAGGAAUGCGUGACGGUUACAGCAUUCCUCCGUGCCCAGUACCUGUGUUACGACACGAGGCUUACGACGUUCCUGCGGCACCAUCCAGGGGACCGUACGAGCUGUACGACCUGCCAAGGUCUGCAGAGCCGGUGCCCAGAACGGCAUCCGGUGGCAUCCCGCUUCCUCCUCGCCUCUCGCUGGAUGAGACGUACGACUUUCCAAAGUCUGCUAUGAGUCCCGAUGGCCUGAACCUAUCGGUACCUGCACCAGCUGCGCCAGGUUCAAGGAAGCAUGCCUACUGCAAUGCUCCUGUAGGGACCUUCAACAGCAGGGAAAACAUCUUCAACUACGAGUACCGGCCGUCAUUCACAGAGUUUGUGGCAAAGGACGAUGGAGAUGCACAGCAGGCGCCGCCUGGUGCCUAUGCCAAUCUGUCGUCGAAUAGUCCGAGUACACCCAAUCUUGCCGCUGUGCCACCUGCCAUCAACCGUGGCCUCAAACCAAGAAAAGCAUCAACCGAAGGUACUUCACCAGGUGGCCACGUGUUUCCCCUGGCUCCUCCUCCGGUGAACAGAAGCCGCAGCCACACCACCUCAGGCAGGCCAAGGCAGAGAAGUAAGGGUGACUUGCUAGCUCCUGAUGAAGACUGUUGGUCAAAUGCAAGCAGUAGCCGGCGAAACUCCACAAAUGAUGACCCGGGCAUAAGGCAACCCAGUGCGGGUGCGAAGAAGAAAGGAGAGAUCCAGUACCUUGAUCUGGACUUGGACUCCGAUCCUGCACCAGCGCAGAGCCCAAGAUCUCCAGAGCAGCGCACUGGUGGAACUAGCACUGUUUACAGAACAGUAGACUUCGUCAAGACCAAGGCCUUCAACACAACGCGGCAGGACGUUGAAGAGUCCUAUCGCAGUCACAAGGAUGGUGAACCGUGCAAGUGAAGCACUAUUUUGGAGUGUAUUUGUUAAGGUGAAUUGGAGGCCGUUCCGAUCAAAGGUUGUAAAUCCCAAAAAGGAGCAGGCUGAAAAUGUGCGACGAUAUUCACAGAACAAACGCGUCUGAAUUGAAUACUGACACAUGACAGACAUUGCAGGCAAUGGGGUGUGCCAUAGAUAAACCUAGGUAUAGUUUGUUAUAAGCGUAUUGUGGUUUGGCGUCGUGCCCCAAACGUUUCCUACUCAUUUUUUUUUUCCUGUUUUGGUCGCAUUUUUAUAGUUCAACAUCAAAGCAGGGGUCGUUUUAAUAUAAAUCGUGUUUAGCUGACACCAUCCUUGCUUGCCCACUUGGCUACCUGCAUUUUGCCCAUUACAGGUUGGAGUGCAUUGAUCUUCGCAUAAUACUUACGCGCAUAUCUGAUCAUAUGCUCGAUCUCUUAUUUCAGCAAUAAUGUGUUGUAACUGUCAGUAUACUUGGCCCUGUAAAUGAAUGCAUUUGCUGUUGAGGUUGUGUUACCAUGAAGUUACCAGCCGGCCAUGAAAGAGCAUGGAGGAGGAAAAAAAAAAAUCUGUUGUGUUUUUGGUUGCUGCAUUUUUUUUCUUGCUUAGAAAAGAGGUUGCAUAGCCAUGUUUACAGCAGAGACUUCGCGAGUACGUUAAACUCUAAAAAUUUAUCGAGUUUGUUUAUAUUUAUUUGAAAGUUUCCCUGCAUGUUUAUACACAUAUUACGGAUGCCAUCAACUGCUGCAAAGCAGCUUGUACAUAGUACGACCUCUGUUAGGGCAAUUGUACAGCCGUUUUCUCCCGCAAAUCUGCAAGGCUGGUUUGUCAAGUCACAUAUCUUUUACACGUGACUACGUUGUCGUUGCCACUAAGAACACAUUUAGCAUCUUCAUUCUCGUGUUGGCUUUAUGUGAUACUUGCUACCAUGUUCAUUGUGAGCUGCAUGGCAUUGGCCACCGAUUUCGUGCUUGUGGUGUUUGUGAAUAUCCUCGGAUGUGCCUUAAAACGACGGCGGAACUUUGACUCCGAUACAAUAAUUAUGUGGCUGCUCGAGCGCAGUUUAGCACUUGUUGACAGCACUUCAAUAAAUCUUUAGAUCGAUACAAGGAGUGAUCUGAAAGUACCUGGGAACACGCUAUCCCGUCUUUACAGGUGAGAGGUCUGCCGUACUGCAUACCACUCCACUUAAAGGGCGCCUCCAGUAUGUGUAAUGAGCUAUUGUGGAAGCUUUUGUUGGUGUAAAUAACAACGUUAAUACACAUUCUGCAGUUUUUAAAUAAAAAAAUAGUGGAGACAGGCCAAAUGCUAACAAUGCAAGCAUGAAGCCACAGGUCAUAGCUGAACUUUUUAAUGGCUUAACCGAUUCGAUUCAAGGAUAACAUCUGUGGAGGAAGACGUAUAUUUUGGACACCUUUUAGCAGAGGCACUUGAUGCAGACAUGGUGAGAGUUUUUGAAAGAAUUCACGAACGUUGCCAUUUAACUUCUUGCGAGCUUGCGGUUGUUCUUAUCACGUGAAACCUGCCAUGGAACUUUCAUAAGUGAAUUGGGAAUACACCAGAAUCGUAGCAGAACUUAAACCCUGCCUCACGAUUACUGAAGAAUAGGAGCGAUUUCAGUUGUGCAUGCAACAUAGGCAUCUCGCAGGAUAAAGCGAAACAUUAUCAGCGUACCACUGCAAGAGCAUAUGAUUUCUAUGCUCAUUUCUAUGCUAAGAAAAAGAAAAACAAACAAAACUUACAGACAUUACUCAUAGUAGGAGCACCUUAUAAGUAUGGAGAAGCGUUUUUCCAGGUACUUUGGGGGUCACUGCUUGCAUAGUUUUAAUAAAUGCAGAGAUUAGCUUUCUGCAGGAAUAUUUUAUUUUUGACCAAAAAUGCACUGGAACUUGUGCAUUCAAUGCUCGUGUUUCGAACAAGGUUCAUUUGGCUUGCGGCAUUAUAUACCUCAUGGCUGUGGUACCUUGGAUAGUGUACAAAACUCUGACUGCACUUUUUGGAAGACCUGCAGUUGCUAUAUUUACUUACAGCUUUUUCCAAUGUUGCUGUUACUGUCAUGUCCUUACAGAGCCCCCCCCCCUCUUGUGGAAAUACUAUAUACAUUACUGCUGCUUGGUCGGAUGUUUGUACAAACUAUGAACAAAUGUUCUUCAGGAUAUAGUAAUAAAGAUUUGAUUAUCAUCACAA